Molecule: messenger RNA, 2157 nt
Organism: Suncus etruscus (white-toothed pygmy shrew)
Lineage: Eukaryota; Metazoa; Chordata; Mammalia; Eulipotyphla; Soricidae
Gene: POLI
Product: DNA polymerase iota
Exons: 9
Coding region: 38-2047 (669 amino acids)
Biological process (GO): translesion synthesis
Molecular function (GO): damaged DNA binding; DNA-directed DNA polymerase activity
Source: RefSeq, a predicted model, not a curated record
ACAUGUGGAUCUGGAUUGCUUUUACGCACAAGUAGAAAUGAUCUCAAAUCCAGAACUAAAGGGCAAGCCUUUAGGGGUGCAGCAGAAAUAUUUGGUGGUUACCUGUAACUAUGAAGCUAGGAAACUCGGAGUUAAGAAACUUAUGAAUGUCAGAGAGGCAAAAGAAAAAUGUCCACAUCUGGUAUUAGUAAAUGGAGAAGACUUGACUCGGUACAGAGAGAUGUCAUACAAGGUUACAGGAUUGUUUGAAGAAUUCAGUCCAGUUGUUGAGAGACUGGGAUUGGAUGAGAAUUUUGUGGAUCUGACGGAUACUGUUGAGCAGAGACUGCAGCAGCUUCACAGUGAUGAGCUGUUUGCGAUGACUGUGUCAGGCCAUGUGUACCGUGAUCAGUCUGUAAACCUGCAUAACAUCUCGCACCGCAGACUCGUUAUUGGAUCUCACCUUGCAGCAGAGAUGCGGGAAGCCAUGUGGAACCAGCUGGGUCUCACAGGCUGUGCUGGCGUGGCUUCUAAUAAAUUAUUAGCAAAAUUAGUUUCUGGUACCUUUAAACCAAAUCAGCAAACAGUCUUAUUACCUGAAAGUUCUCAAGAUCUUAUUCAGAGUUUAAAUCACAUCAAGGAAAUGCCUGGGAUUGGCUAUAAAACUACCAAACGGUUGGAAGCACUGGGUAUCAGUAGUGUGACCGAUCUUCAAACCUUUUCAUCCAAGAUAUUAGAAAAGGAAUUAGGAGUGUCAGUUGCUCACCGUAUCCAGAAACUCGGUUUUGGAGAGGAUGAUUCUCCUGUGACACCCUCAGGACCACCUCAGUCCUUCAGUGAAGAGGAUUCAUUUAAAAAAUGUUCAUCAGAAGUUGAAACUAAGCAUAAGAUUGAAGAACUACUUGCUAGUCUUUUAAACAGAGUAUGCCAAGAUGGAAGGAAGCCACACACUGUCAGACUAGUAAUUCGUCGGCAUUCGUCUGGGAAGCACUGGAACCGUGAGAGUCGCCAGUGCUCUCUUCCCUCCCAUGUCAUCCAGAAGUUAGGGGCAGGCAAUUAUGAUGUCAUGACCCCGCUGGUUGAUAUUCUCAUGAAACUUUUCCGGAACAUGGUGAAUGUGAAGCUGCCGUUCCAUCUCACCCUUCUAAGUGUGUGCUUCUGCAACCUGAGAGCUCUCAGCCCUGCUAAGAAAGGGACAAUUGAUUCUUACUUCAAUUUGUCACAGUCAUCAACCUCUUGUUCUGGCAAGCGCAGUUUUAAAAUGAAAGACAUGCACAGGGAGGAUAUUUCCAAUGAUAAAGGACCGAACUGGGAAUCACAACCAACUGGAAGAACUGAAGGUACAGGAUCUGGAGAAUCUCCACUUGAGUCUACAAACUUUUCUAAAGAAAGAGACAGCCAUAGAUUUCCACUCAGCUGUCUUCCUGAGGGUGUGGAUCAGGAAGUGUUCCAGCAGCUUCCAGUAGAUAUUCAAGCAGAAAUCCUUACAGGACAAUCCAGAGAGAAAAUUCAGUUGAAGGGAAGUCUGAGUCCACAGCAUGUCUCUAGAGGAAUAUUAUCUUUCUUUCCUGCGAAGAAGUUGCAAGAUAGUCCUUUAAACCAUAGAGAUAAUUUAUCCAGUAACAAACAGAUCUUGUCUGUAUCUCCCUGUGAACCAGGAACUUCAGACUCAGCUAACAGUAAUUCCUCAUAUUUGUCUAACCGAAGGGAUUAUUCAUUCUAUUUAGACAGUCAACUAAAAGAUGAAAAAAUGAGUCAAGCAUCUCCGGGAUUUUACGCUUCAAAUACAAACCCUGCUGUGACUGCUUUUCAUUCUACUCUGAAUUUGCAGAGUGAGCAACUUGCUUCCCCAAACUGCACUACAGAUAAUCAUACACAACCUAGAACCACAGUCUCUCAUCAGGAAGUACCUGCAGAAAACAGGAAGCAAGAGCCAACGAAAGAGAAAAUUACUUUUCCUUCUGAUAUUGAUCCUGAUGUCUUUUAUGAACUACCAGAAGAGGUACAAAAAGAACUAUUGGCCGAAUGGAAGAGAACAGGAUCAGGUCUCCAAAGUGUACAUAAAUAACCAUUUUCAGAAAAAACACACUAAAAAGUGAUGGCAAUAUCAGUGUUCUCAGAUGAGUUAGUUCUGAACCUAGAAGGAACUUCAUUCUAUGUUAAGAAAAUGGACACCAG